UUCUUUUCCCAAAAAUAUGACCUCUUCCGUAACCCAGCCCAGCCCUACAUUAUCGCAGCUCACAUCUCCACCCUUCCGCAGCCUCCCUCCGUUCUCAAUCUAGCUUCUUCGGACUUCUCCUGUGCGCCCAAUUGCAAUCAUCGACGCCGAUUUUUUCUUCUCGCCGCCGAUUCACGCCUUCCACUGUGUUUGCAACCUGCCGCCUUCGCUGCAACGACGACCACAGACGAAGCUUGGUCAGAGAUUCCAUGGAUUUCCGCCUUCCCAUGGACGACGACUUCGAUUUGAGGCCGCCAGUUCUGAAUCCGCCUUCCUCAAUGGGAGACGACUCCGAUUUGUGGCCUCCGACUCCAGAUCCUCCAUGAUGAUAACUUCGAUUUGGGGGCCGCCACUGAUGGCGGAGGUGCGGUGGUCGUAUUUUGAGCUUCUUGCUUCCCUAAAAUGAAGACAAAAAGCUUGAAGCUGCCUGUUAUUGUCCUCUGCGCAGGCUUGUGGAGGGUGCUAUGGGGCUGGGGGACUAGGUUAGGGUGAGGCUGGUGUGGGACUAGUGGUAAUUGGUCACGUAAGAGGCCUGGAGGAGAACAGGGGAAGGAGGAGUGGAGAAGGGUAGGGAUUUGGCCAUUUGGGGGCUGGGGAGCUGGUGCAUAGGACUGUGGUGGUCAGAUGCAAUUUUUGCAAGGGCUAAGGGGGUUGGGGGCUAAGGUGGGGGCAAGGCGGCAUUGUCCAGGGGUGGCGGCGAUCACUGGGGGUCGAUGGUGGCAAGGGGGUUUGGGGACUGGGGCUAGGUAUGGGUUGGGGAGGGGCUGGUUUGGGGUUGGUGUAGGAGAGGGCAGAGAUUGGCGGCAGGCGACGGUGGGAAGGCGGUGAUGGACUUGAGGGCAGUCACUGUGGCCGGUGGGCAGUCACUUUGGCCGGUGGAGCAGUCACUGUGGCCGGUGGGGCAGUCACUUUGGCCGGUGGGGCAGUCACUGUGGCCGGUGGGGCAGUGGGCAGUCACUGUGGCCGGUGGGGCAGUCACUGUGGCCGGUGGGGUCACUUUGGCCGGAGUCACUUUGGCUGGAGUCACUUUGCACUUCAGGGUUAAUUUUGAUGUUGGUCACAUUUUUGACAUUUUGAAACAUAGAUCACUUUUUUUGUCUUUUAUCAUAUUUUUAGUAAUAUCCAGACCAAAAUGAACGGAUACUUAGACAGUUUAGAUGGACCAAAAUAUCUCGAUUUUUAAGCCUGACAUAAAAAUGUCUUUCUCUCCCCCAAUUCGUUGAUCCGCUCAUCCGCCCCAACCCUGAGCCUUCCGUCUUCUUUCCUUCACCGAUCCAGCUCUCUGUGGUCAUUGUUGUGUUAACCCGCCGCCCAAUAUGUCUUGCCACCUCGCCGCUUAUUCCAAAUUCAGAUUCAGCCGAAAAUCAGCGACCUCCCUUCAGCUUGCAAAAUAUGACAUAUAUAGCCAUAUUAAGAUGUAUGAGUUCAUAAAUAUGUACUUGCGUUGGAGUGAAGAUGACAAGAACCAACUGAAUAAGUCAAUAUUGAGAAUGGUUGUGCUAAGAGACCACCAUUUUCCAGGUAUUGUGCUUUCGGCGUUUGAAGUGUUCAGGCGUAAGAAUGAAACAAUUCAUUUUCUAGGAGUACUUUCUAGUGUUUAGAAGCCGGUGUCAAAUAAAGCUGAAAUAAGGUAGCUCGACCCCAUUUUUUUAUCAGAUGAAUUGAUUUUCCUAGAGCAAGCCACCCACUCAACAUACGGUGAUACAUAUUGCUCCUCUAGCAGAUUUAAAUGAAACAAAGAGCUAGUUUAUUGAGGCUAUAGGUUAACUCAAUAACUCUGACACCAUCCAUCCACUUUCAUUCAAAGAGUAAUUUGAAUACGCAGUAUCUAGAA
Molecule: messenger RNA, 1873 nt
Organism: Cuscuta europaea
Lineage: Eukaryota; Viridiplantae; Streptophyta; Magnoliopsida; Solanales; Convolvulaceae
Source: the annotation of a GenBank genome assembly